This is a messenger RNA of Hypomesus transpacificus, 954 nucleotides long. RefSeq names its product huntingtin-interacting protein 1-related protein-like. The record is from RefSeq and is a predicted model, not a curated record. NCBI's taxonomy places the organism in Eukaryota, Metazoa, Chordata, Actinopteri, Osmeriformes, Osmeridae. Gene Ontology annotation, molecular function: phosphatidylinositol-3,5-bisphosphate binding; actin filament binding; phosphatidylinositol-3,4-bisphosphate binding. Gene Ontology annotation, biological process: clathrin coat assembly; actin filament organization; endocytosis. The coding region runs from base 326 to 865 and encodes 179 amino acids. Gene Ontology annotation, cellular component: actin cortical patch; clathrin-coated vesicle. The transcript has 3 exons.
CUAUGUGCGAACUACUGUCGUAUCAUCCAGUGUAUCCUGAACGAGGAUCCGUAUAGCAAACACAGCCUACAUACUCGUCUGUCCUCCUUCACCGGUGAUGUUUGUUCCUUGUGAAUGCUCUGCUUCCAAAUGCUAGUCGCUGGUAUCGAACGGCUGGAACCGAGUGAUCGCGUGCUGGCGCUCAUACCGAAUAUAUCCAGGAUAGCCUAUUCACCAUUUGACUGGGAUUCUUAGCCUAAAGAAGACGCGGAUACACAGUAAAUAUUUUAAACAUUCGGUUCCCGUCGAUUAUUUCUGAGAAUUCAAGCCGGUUCCAGAGUGGAGGAUGAAUACCAUACGACAGGUGCCUUUAAGGGUGAAAAGCAAGAGAACAGAAACGAAUUUAGGAGCUGAGAGAGAACAUUUCGACAAACAGCAGCUGAGCAGCAUCAGCAAAGCCAUCAACACUGCAGAGACCCCUGUGAAGGAAAAGCAUGCUCGCCGGAUUAUUCUGGGGACCCACAGGGAGAAGGGAGCGUUCACCUUCUGGUCCUACGCCCUGGGCAUCCCUCUGGCCAGCAACUCCAUCCUCAGCUGGAAGUUCUGUCACGUGGUGCACAAAGUGCUCCGUGACGGCCACCACAAUGUAAGGCCUCCCCCCAGUCUCCCUCAGCCUCCCCCCGGCCUCCCCUCAGCCUCCCCCCAGCCUCCUUCAGCCUCCCUCAGCCCUGGUCCUCCUGUCCAGCAUGUUCUAGAUGUUUCCCCUCUUCAAACACACCUGGUUUGCUUCACCCUGCCCCUCCUUCCUAACUUGGAACUUAUUUGCACUAGUCAAAUACUCUUAAUGGACCAAUCAAACAACAGUACUGAGAUAGCAAUGAACUAACCACUCUCAGACUCCGCCCUGAGAACGAUCUCUUUUCACGCUGGUCCUGUCGGGGUCAUCAGAGCGACUUAAUCGAAAGGACUGUUUGU